This is a messenger RNA of Brassicogethes aeneus, 1586 nucleotides long. The record is from the annotation of a GenBank genome assembly. Lineage: Eukaryota; Metazoa; Arthropoda; Insecta; Coleoptera; Nitidulidae.
AUUAAAACUACGAUUUUGGACAUUUUUACAGCUGUUUAAUAUUUUUUGUGUAAAAUAUUUAAACAUGGACCAUUUUCAUAAAUUCUUAGAAAGUUCUAAGAAUUGUUUUUCUGAAGGAAGGUAUAAUGAUAUAAUUUUAAUAAUAGGGAAUGAAUCAUGUGAUUUGGAUUCCACAGUAUCUUCAUUGGUUUUAUCCUUUUUUAUACAUUUAGUAAAAUAUUGUAAUAUGCCACAAAAUGCCCUAACUUUACCUGUAAUAAACAUUUCAAAAGAAAGUUUUAAGGAUAAAACUGAAAAUAAUUUUUUGCUCAAAAAAUUUAAUAUUGAUUUAAAUAAUAUUGUCUUUAGAGAUGAGAUAAAUUUUGAAGAAUUAAUAAAUACAAAAUCAUUUUAUACAAUUUUGGUGGAUCAUCAUAUGUUAUCUUUAAAUGAUAAGGUUCUAAAAAAUACUGUAAAACUUAUUUAUGACCAUCGUCCUAAAGAUUCUGAAAUGGAUUGGGACACUCAAAAGGUUUCCAUUAAUAUUGAGCAAGUAGGAUCUUGUGCUACACUUAUUUCAGAUUUAUUUUUAAAAACUAAAAAAGAGGGUUUGUGCUAUGAAUUAGCCUAUUUACUAUAUGCUACAAUCAUAUUUGAUACAGUUGCUCUUAAGGUAGAAUUUGGUCGAACUAAAGAAUUGGAUAUUAAAAUAGCAGAGAUGUUGGAAAAUUCAUUUAAGUUUAGUUUAGAUAGAGACGAUUUUUUUAAAGAGCUUAAAAAAGUACAUAUGGAUGUAUCACAUUUAUCUCCAAGGCAAAUACUUUUAAGGGACUUAAAAGUGGUCAAUGACAUUCCUGUGCCUGGCUUGCCAAUGUUGGUGGAAGAUUUUUUUAACCAAAAUGGAACUUAUGAGGAAAUAGUUAAAUUUUGUGAUGAAUAUAAACAUAAAAUUGUGGUUUUGAUUGGGUUAAAUGCUCUUGGAACUGUUAGGAGGGAUGUUGGAAUUUAUUGGAAAGAUAGUUGUAAAGUGAAAGAGAAAAUUUUAUAUAACUUGAAACAAGCACAGGACCUAAAGGGAUAUAAUUUUGGUUUUAGUGAAACCUCUACAACUUUAAAAAAUGUUGUCCUUUUAAGACAAGAAAAUAUUACUUUGUCUAGAAAACAGGUUGUCCCUUUAAUAAAAGAUGCUUUUGUUGGUUAAUUUUAUCAUAAUUGAUACAGGGUGGGUACAAAAUCUUUCCUUUUUGCCAAGUUAAUAGGAAAAAACUAUUGGAUAUUUUUUAUUUGAUGUUUGUAAUAAGUAGUAUCAUGUAAUUAAAUGCGUUAAAAGAGCGGUGUAAAACAAAGGAAACUUUUUGGUAGAUUCUUUCAUUAUGUGGCAGAAAAAAAAUUGGCUACACCAAUGCAUCAACAGCAAUAGCCAUCAAUUUUAUUUUAUGUCCAAAUUAUUUAUAAUUUAAACCUUAUGUUACUAAUUUUCAACUAAAUGAAUAUCCAAUACUUUUUUUCUAUUUGCAUAUAAAAAAAGUUGUUUUUUACCCUGUUUUAAGAUACUGUGAAUAAAAUAUAGUUAUAAUGUAAAAUAUUGUGGUAAUAUAAUAAAUAAA